AUGCUGAGCCCGUUGACUCCCAGCGCACUGCAGGGACAGGGUCUCGGCCACAUCUACAUUCUCCGGUCACAAAUGGACCUGAGUACAGCGUCGGUGUUGAAGAUUGGUUUCUCCAAAUAUCAUCCUGAACACCGUGCGCAUGAGCUCGCGAGCUGCAUUCCGGUAACUGAGGUAGUGGCUCACACCCCGUUGCUUCCUCAUGCGAUGCGUGUCGAGGCCCAGAUCCAUGCCGAACUCGCGGCCAAACGAAAGGUCCUGGCAUGCGGCCAGUGCGGACAGGAUCACAGAGAGUGGUUCGAGAUCUCGCAUGCCGAAUCUCGGGAGGUCGUCAUCAGUUGGAGCAAAUGGGCAUCGACGAGCUGGAAGAAGUCCAACCAGGAGCUAAAGGACCGACCAGUGGAGAGCCACUCAAGGAUCCAACUUCACAACAGAAAGAAUGGCCCAGGAUCGGGCUCAAUUUCUCGAAAGGUCAGGCAAAGCGGUGGCUGGAUUUGUUCUGAUAGAUGGGCGUUCUCUCGACUGAGGUAG
Molecule: messenger RNA, 528 nt
Organism: Fusarium keratoplasticum
Lineage: Eukaryota; Fungi; Ascomycota; Sordariomycetes; Hypocreales; Nectriaceae
Exons: 1
Coding region: 1-528 (175 amino acids)
Source: RefSeq, a predicted model, not a curated record